AUGCUCAGGAGGGCUACACCAGCUGGGCGGGACCCUCAGCACAGCAGGCGCCAGGUGGACCCCAGGACCCCGCUCUUCCAGAGGGUCCGCUGGCGCCUUCGGUCUCAAAGGCCAGUGCAGCGAGACUUGCCGGGGCCACACCAUGCCCACCACAGGGCCAGUGCACCUCAUCAAGCCGCCUGGCUGAGCGGGAAGCCGGCUGGCCCCGAGCACCAUGUGCUGUCCGACCGCUUCGGCAGGCGAGUCCUCCUGCCAAAUGCCUCGCAGCUGAACUCCGCAGCGAGAGGAGAAAGGGAUAAGCCCAGUGUCUCACCAGCCCUCCUCCUGGGUCUGUUCCUGCUCGAGGCCCCCCUGUUUCUCUACAAGCUUAUUCUGGCCUCAGCGCUGGGCUGGAACCAGCGCCCCAUCAUCCUGGGCUCAGCUCACGCGCCUCCCGGGAGGGAUCCGUCCCCGUUACCCGUCUGA
Rangifer tarandus platyrhynchus (Svalbard reindeer) is the source of this 465-nucleotide messenger RNA. NCBI's taxonomy places the organism in Eukaryota, Metazoa, Chordata, Mammalia, Artiodactyla, Cervidae. The record is from the annotation of a GenBank genome assembly.